AUGACGGCCCUGCGCAGCCCCACACAGCAGCAGCACCGGUCCACGCGCAUGUCUGGCGUCCUCUGCCUGCUCGUCGGAGACCCCUACUGCCCGGCCGGCCUCCCUGGAAGGGCUUAUCUCCCGGCCCCUCCCCCGGUCUCUCUGCUGCCCCGACCAGCUCCGCUGGACCUCGCAGUGUCCCUGGGCGCAGCUCAACAAGUCAUACGUAGUCCAGAUCCAAGACAGAGGAGUCAGUCGCUGCCCCCGGCGGGAGAGCGGGAGAGAGUGUGCCCCCGGACACGCCGCAGUGAGCACCGAGGGCCUAACUCCGCACUCUCUCCCGCCUCCCGCCAGCUCUCUCCGGCCGCGAGGCGCUGGUCGGCUCAGUCGCCGUCGACACCUCUGCACCUCUGCACCGCUGCUCCAUCGCCGCCUGUUCUCGCGGAUAGCUCCAAGAUGGCGGCUCACGGGCUCUUAGUUCUGCUGGUGGCCGCGAGCUUCGUGAGCGCUGCGGUCGCCUCGCCGCAGGCCGGCGCCAGCAAGGACGAGACAUCCAACAUCAUCCCCGUGGACGGCGGCGACGUCACGGCUAGCUCGUCCACCCCCGCCCCCGGGGGCGGCGCCUCGACGUCCUCCACGGCCCGGCCGGCGACCAGGGCUCCUCCCGCCCCCGCGCGCUCCGGCUUCUCCCGGUUCAUCAGCGACAUCUUCCAGAUCCCCAUAUCCGUGCUGAGGGCCGUCAACAACCUUCUGGCCAACCCCUUCAACAGGGAGACCACCACGGCCGCCAAGAGCACCGCCCAGUGACGUCACACGUCGCUCUGGGGCACUGCAAGUACCGGGUACAAGCGGCCGCCGAAUCCUGACGUCACUGUGAAGUAACCCGCAAACCAAGAGCCACGUGUUCCAAUCCUUCUACCUCUAAUACCUAGGGUCAUGCAGAUUUCGCGAAAAGAUUUCCAGACUAGAUGAAAGUUAAAAACACUGUAUCAUCGUCUGUGUUUCGUGAUAGGGUGAGUUUCUCUUAGUUACAUACCGAUUGUAACAACACCAAUCACAGUGAUUCAUUGCUGAAGCAAACGCGUCCUGGUAUGGCUCGGUCAGAUAAGGCAACGACUUUUCUCGCAGACGUCCGCCAAUCACAAGGACGAAACCACAGGUUCGGGUAUACCUUGUUGCAGUCUAAUAAGUGUUCAGAUCUUUUUGCAAAAAAUGCCUACCCCUGCCAAUAGCCUCCGCCAGUUCAGUUUUGGACACUGCAGUCGCUAUAAUACGGCACCCAAAAAAAUAAUUAUACAUCGCAAAGAGGUUCUUGAGGUUUGUAAGGUGGUUUGUUCUUUAAAUGAAUUUUUGUUUUAACGCAGUUUUUUUUUGUAAAACCUCCAUUGCAGUUUUGGACUGUCUGUCACAGAAAAAUUCCGAAAAUCAAAAAUAUAUAAAUUUUUUUUCUGCCGUAAAACAGCGACUUCAGCAUUAAAUAUGAAUCUUUAGAUACUACUGACCUUAAGGAACAGAAUCUCAAAAAAAAAUGUGUGGCGUUUGUAGGUUUUGUUGGUUACUUCGCCGUAGCGAGUUUAUUUCCCCGCAGCCGUUCAUACCUUGUGUUUGUAGUGCCCUACUCGGCGCGUGUGGUCCGGCCCCUGACGACCGGGACGCCUGCAACCCGCACGACACGCCGGUUCACGGGUUUAUUAAUCGCUCAUCGCGUCGUGAAGACGCUGAUCUCCAAGGAAAUAUAUCAUCGAAACACUUUUUGUACCACACAAAAAAAAUUAUUUUGUGAUAAAUAUUCCGUUGAUCUAAAAUCGUUGCACUGUAAAUAUAUAAAAAUAAUUUUUUUUGUAUGUAAGCACACGAGAACCUGUAAACAUUGUGAUAUGAUUUCAAUUUUGUUGACUGUGUAUUUAUUGAAAUUCUAUAAAAACCCAAAUAAAAAUAGUUUUUAAAUAAU
This is a messenger RNA of Bacillus rossius redtenbacheri, 1930 nucleotides long. RefSeq lists its product as uncharacterized. Bases 1 to 786 code for a protein of 261 amino acids. NCBI's taxonomy places the organism in Eukaryota, Metazoa, Arthropoda, Insecta, Phasmatodea, Bacillidae. The record is from RefSeq and is a predicted model, not a curated record. The transcript has 5 exons.